AUGGAAGAGCGUGAUGAAAUAACGGCGACGUCAUUUCGCGUUGUGGUCCUUGAGGAAAGGCCGUACUCUUUUGAAGAGUGCGCAGCACAGCAGGUUCGGAGCUCUGUGCGGGUGACCCACAUCGCCUUCACACCACCUACUGUGGAGGAAGUUGAAUCGUACGUGAAAAGGCAACAACAAACAAGGAAGCAGAAGCUCUCCUCAAGAGUUAAGACAUACGGUGAUGCCGCGUUGCGUCAGAUAACCCUUGCAAACCUCACGACACUUUGUGCUUCAGGGAAGAUGGAGAGCCACACGGUUGCGUGCUUUCCGUGGGGUUUUCCCGGAAACUGUGGCACAGUUGCGGGGCCCCUCAAUCUCGAAAGUGAGGGCAGCAGCAAGAGAACAAUCGGCGCUGACAAUCUUUUCCAGCUUGAGCAGGUGCGGCUUGGUGGAGUGUACACCGUGGUGCUUCCCCGCAUGAGUGACUUGUGCAGCAAUGUGGACAUACGAUUUGAUGUGGAUGGUUUUGUGCAAUUGGAGGUGGUAGGGCCUGGAAGUGUUACCUUCUUCGGAGAACAGUACUCGUCACUGAUACCAGAAUGGCUUAAUCAUCACUUCUUUAAUGUGGAGGAUGGUGAAGAACAUGAGGAAGACUCUGACGAGGAUGACAUCGCGCAGAUGUAUAGGCUGAUUCGUUGA
Molecule: messenger RNA, 681 nt
Organism: Trypanosoma brucei brucei TREU927
Lineage: Eukaryota; Euglenozoa; Kinetoplastea; Trypanosomatida; Trypanosomatidae
Exons: 1
Coding region: 1-681 (226 amino acids)
Source: RefSeq, a predicted model, not a curated record